UAUUCUUCUGUUUUCACAUCUGUCUACGGAACCAUCAAAGCAGACAGUAAAUGAGAGCGCGCUUGAACAAGGAUCCCUCAACAUUAGUUUAUUUAAUUAUCAAAACAGACAACCUGAACAUCAUGCAGGCAGAUGGACAGAAGGGCGUCGAUGGAGGUCUGCUGCCUGAUGCCAAUGGUCGGGACGGGGACCCCAGCGGGCAGAAGGAGAGCGACGGGAAGUGGCAGAAGCCGCGCAUCUCCCGCAAGUCCCUCAUGAAAUGCUGUCUGGUCAAAUGGAUCAUCGCCAGUGCGGCGCCCCAGGGCUCAAAUGACAGCGCUGACAGUGAUCUGGAGUUGUCCAUGGUGCGGCAUCAGCCAGAGGGCUUGGAGCAGCUGCAGGCUCAGACCAAGUUCACUAGGAAGGAGCUGCAGUCGCUCUACAGAGGCUUCAAAAACGAGUGUCCCAGCGGAUUGGUGGAUGAGGAGACGUUUAAAUCGAUCUAUUCCCAGUUCUUCCCUCAAGGAGAUGCAACCACAUACGCACACUUCCUUUUCAAUGCUUUUGACAUGGACCGAAAUGGGUCUAUACGCUUUGAGGACUUUGUAAUCGGCUUGUCUGUUCUGCUCCGAGGUUCUGUGACAGAGAAACUGAGGUGGGCCUUUAACCUGUAUGAUAUUAAUAAAGACGGCUACAUCACCAAAGAGGAAAUGCUGGCUAUCAUGAAGUCCAUCUAUGACAUGAUGGGCAGGUACACCUUUCCUUGUGUAAAAGACAAUGCUGCAUUUGAACACGUGGAGAAAUUCUUCCAGAAAAUGGACCGAAACAGAGAUGGUGUUGUAACCAUAGAUGAGUUCAUAGAGACCUGUCAGAAGGACGAGAACAUUAUGAGCUCCAUGCAGCUGUUUGAGAAUGUCAUCUAGAGCGCAGCAUGAAGUGCAGAGUGAGCCUGGCUCUUUUUCCACAUCGACUCUCAGCAUCGUUCCAUUAGUCCUCAAGCGCUCCACAGGGACUCUCUAGAAACACAUGUGUUUUGUACCUAGGCCUUGCACAUCAUCUGUAGCAUGCGAAUGAAUAUUUUGAUUGAUUGCAUUGAAUGCUUUAACAAAAGGAUGUGGGCCGUCUGCGUGUGUCUCAAUUUAAUCUUCAGCAUUCAAGACAGGCUGUAAAUGCUCAUUUGUAUAUAUGUAGAUAUAUGUGUGCUCUUAAACUGAUUUCUGCCUAGAUAAAUGA
Messenger RNA from Sinocyclocheilus rhinocerous, 1212 nucleotides. RefSeq names its product Kv channel interacting protein 3b, calsenilin (gene kcnip3b). Gene Ontology annotation, cellular component: nucleus; voltage-gated potassium channel complex. Lineage: Eukaryota; Metazoa; Chordata; Actinopteri; Cypriniformes; Cyprinidae. Gene Ontology annotation, biological process: negative regulation of transcription by RNA polymerase II; regulation of potassium ion transmembrane transport. The coding region runs from base 51 to 902 and encodes 283 amino acids. The record is from RefSeq and is a predicted model, not a curated record. Gene Ontology annotation, molecular function: calcium ion binding; DNA-binding transcription repressor activity, RNA polymerase II-specific; RNA polymerase II cis-regulatory region sequence-specific DNA binding. The transcript has 10 exons.